UGCAGGAUGACAUCUCCAAGGCGGAAAACACUGUCAAGGUCAUCAGCGAGGAGAACAAGGUCAAGAAUGUCCAACAGAACGGCGCAGUCUGCCAAAUCUGUCACAAAACUAAGUUUGCUGAUGGGGUGGGCCACUCCUGCAACUACUGCAAUCUUAAGUCAUGUGCCAGGUGCGGUGGGCGUGUCACGUUAAGAUCCAAUAAGCCGUCACCCGAUAAAUCAGCAGGGAGAUCAGAGGUGUUAUGGGUGUGCAAGCUUUGCCGUAAGAAGCAGGAAUACCUGACCAAGACAGGACAAUGGUAUCACGGUGGGACAAAAACGCCCCCUUCUACUCCAGGAGACAAACUCAAGAAAUUGGCCAUGUCAACAGAAUCCCUCUCUGCAGUCUUAUCAUCGGCACCAAGCACUCCUGGGGCAGGAGGUCCUCCAAGCACUCCAUCUUCAUCGACUACGGCAAGAGCCGGAACAAGGACGACAACGACAAGCCCAGCAACAACGACAACGGUGACAACGACGAGCAAGACAGUAUCACCAGCAUCAUCAACAUCAUCGAGUCUGAACCUUAGGGACAGAGAAAGACUGAGUGAUAGCAAAGCGCCUUCCUUACGUGGACAACUGGGUAAAGAUGGGACACCUCCUAGUGGAGGCCAGUCCAAGGGUUUGACGAGAGGUGGUAGCCAACAUGCGCCUUUAACACGCCAGCUUUCAAAGGAUGAUGACUCUGGACCAGGCACUACUAGACCGGUGCAUAGACCACACGGUAGAGACAGUCUGAGACAUGUGGAUGAUAGGGAUAUACGAGGGAAUAGAGGGGCAAGGCGUGAGCCUCUCUAUGGCUCUAGUGGGGACUUGAACCACAGGGAUCAAGAUAGACAUAGGGAUAGGUACCCUCGCAGGGACCGACCAGGCGACCGUGACCGGUCGAUUAGUGGUGAUAGAUAUGGACCCAGGCAGGCUGGGGAUCGUGCCAACUAUGCAGGAAGGGGAAAGCUUCCAGGGCCCGAACAAGAGCCCGACAGUCGCAAGUACCCUGAACCAGAUCAAUACAGAGAUCGUCGGGAACGUUACCCCGAGAAUGACAGGUACCCUCCCAGAUACCAUGAAGGCGAUAGGCCAGGAAGGGGCUUUCCUCCUGAAGAACGAUUCUACUCUGAUGAUCCAGAGAGGGAUAGGCAUAAUUACCACAAGGAGCCUGUGUCCAGGACAGCAAGUGGACGUUCCCUGGACCGACAAAGACGGAUGUACGACGAUCCUCCGCAGGAUUUCCUGCCGGAUGGAUACCCUGACUCUUCUAGUGUUGUAGGUAAACGAGAUUCACUCAAUAGAAUAGAAGGAAUGGAACCCCCUUCAGGACCUAGUGAGAUUGAGCCUCAUAUAGAGAGGAGACCUCGUGAGCGAGAUAGGAGAGACCACAUAACUCAUACAGUGCCAUCAAAUGUUCGCGAGAAAGAGCGUAUCCCAAGUGACUUUGGGCCACCACCUGUGCAAUAUGGAAUGCAACGAUCCUCUAACUACGGCAGCUCGGCCGGGAAGCGGGGAAACCACGGUCAUAGACACGCAAACGCGGGGGAGGACAUUCCCGACGCACUAUCGCAGGAUUUAUAUGGAGUACGGACUGAUGUGACGCCGAAGCAACAUCUAGACCCCAGUUCCGCGGCGGGGAAAGCGAGCGCAAAAGAUUCGCGCAAGACGGACUCCAUGAUACGCAAUGACUCUCUGAGUUCUGACCAAAGCGAGUGUGUACGCCCGCCGCCGCCUAAGCCGCACAAAGGAAAGGGGAUGAGGAAGAGACGUGAUUACUCAUUGAGCAGUUCCGAGGAGGAAAUAAGAUCAACGCCAGACUAUACCAGCUGUGACGAGGGAGAAAUAGAAAGUGGCAGCAUCAGUGAAAGAGGGUCAGGGGAGUUAGACAUCACAUCGAGUCCCGCCACAGCAGGAUCCAAUAACCAUCCAGGGAUCCCACCGGGUCAUGGGGCAAAGUCGUCCCCCACGGGGGCAGUCGCGCCCCCUUCCUCCUCCCAUCACAUCCGACACCACUCUGAGUCGGAGAUAAACCUAGUGUCGUCCCCUAAGAAAAUUGUGCACUUUGGGCGUGGUGAGGCGGGGCACUCCCUGGAGGAGGAUGACAGACAGAUCAAAGAUUCAGGCAUCGACACGUGCAGCAGCACCACGCUUAACGAGGAGCAUAACCUAGGUGCCAAGGCUAUGAAAGCAAAUGGACUUGAUGUGCUCCGCCAAUCGUUACUUGAUGAAGAAAGCUUGUACCCUGUGAAUUGGCAACCUGACAUGGAUAACAACGUCCUCAUUGGUCAGAUGGUUCUAAGAAAGAACCAAUCAGAAGCUUGUACACAUCAAGACUCCAGUGCCAUUCUAGGGUUAAAGGUCAUUGGUGGGAAGAUGAAGGAGGCGGGGCGACUGGGGGCGUUUAUCUCCAAGGUUAAACGAGGUAGCAUAGCUGACACCGUGGGUCAUCUAAGGGCAGGUGAUGAAGUUCUCUCAUGGAACGGUCACAAUCUUCAAGGCAAGGAUCUUAACGAGGUCUACAACAUCAUCUUUGAAUCUAAGAGCGAACCUCAGGUUGAGCUUGUGGUUGCAAGACCAAUGGGAAGUGAGAUACCUCCUUCUUCCAGGGACAAAAUAGCGCAGUUCCAGUCGCCGAGACCAGACUCUAUCAUGAAGAGAAGCAGUCAAAGUUCGAGUGGGUAUGAAUCCAACAAACCGAAGGAAGAGGAGGAGCCUAUGCCGAUCGUUAGUAGGGUAAAGCGGCCCUCAGUGACCAUCACUAGCCCAGGAAGCCCUGGUCUGCCGAGAAGAAACACAUCCCCUACUGCCUUGGGUGAAAUUCAGAUCAAACUUUGGUACGAAAGCAAUAAUUACCUGAUCAACAUGACAGUCUUGACAAUGCAUGGGGCUCAGCCAAGAGACACAGGGGAUCUACGCAAUCCCUAUGUUAAGGUCUUCCUACUACCAGAUAGAACUGAGGAGACGAGGCGACGGACCAAGACCAUUCAGAACACACUCAGCCCCAAGUGGAACCAAACCUUCACCUUUGGCCCCAUCAAGAGGGCAGAUUUCAGGGGUCGUGACCUGGAUGUCACCGUCUGGGAUUUUGAACAAUACGGUGCUAAAGAAUUCCUGGGACAAAUGAUGCUUCCCCUAGAGGGAGCCCCAUUUGACGGCCAGUCCCACUGGUACUCCCUCUACCCUCACGGCAGCUCACGUCACCAGCCGUCCUCACCGCCCCAACAACCUCCUCCGCCACCUCAACCCAAGAAACAACUCCCGCUCACCACGAACAACAACGGCAACCCUAGGAUGCACGACAUGAUCGACAAGCGCGAGAUGAUCGGCAAGCACGAGAUGAUCGGCAAGCACGAUAUGAUCGGCAAGCACGAUAUGAUCGGCAAGCGCAUGGCUCAGGAGAACGGUAACAUGCGAGAGAAGCUCUCGCCGAGCUCGGUUGGUCGUAUCACCGAUAGCGAUGUCUCAGACUUUGAUGAUGGAUUGACAGGGCUAUCAGGGGGCACUACCACUGGGGCGGGGGACGUAGCCAGUAUCUCGUCCUUUGGCAGUAGCUGUAGCCCGCCCCCGGUCAGCGACCAGGACGACAGACCGUCUAGUCAAGAUACUGACUUCCCACGUAGUCAAGCCCCGCACAGGCGUGCUGGCAUAGUGACACCUCCAACUCAAGAGGACCUGACACCAAACGAAGAACCAAUGCCCAACAAACAAAGGCGCAACUCGCAGAGCACACUGGCCGUUCCCGAAAGGGCGUCUCGCAGGCCUCGUUCCCCAUCCCCCAUCAGAAAAGAGAGAGGCAGGACCAGGCAUUCUGAACCAGCAAUAGAAUAUGACAGACAGGAUGGGGCACAGGACUUGCAGCAGGACCCGGAUCGGGAACAGGACCGUGAUCGUAAUCGAGACCGAGAUCGUGACCGUGAUCGUGACCGUGAUCGACCACUUGAUAGAGACCGAGACAGGGAUAGAAACCACACAAGAGACAGAGGACGAGAAAGAGAGCGUGAUCGUGACCGACAUCGUGAUCCAGAUCGUGAUCUUGACCAUGACCUCGAUCGUGACCGAGACCGUGAUAUGUACUCAUACAGGGGAACUGAGGUUGAUAAUAUAAGGACUUCCCCUAAUUCUAUAUCUUCCCGAGGUAACGAUCAGCGCGAGUCCCCUCAUCGCUUAGACAGGAGCUCACCCAGGAGCUCACCCCCACGCCGGGGGGAGCGCGAGCACCGCUCAAGAACACUCUCCCCUCCUAAUGUGUACGAAUAUUCUGAACCCCGGAGAUCACGGUCGCCAAGCCGCCGGUCGGUCGAAGGCUCGCAGUCGGACUCGAACCAGCGACGUAGCAGGUCCGAGGUCCGAGGGGAGAUGGAGUACGACAGACAGUAUAGAGGGCGCAACAUGCUUCCUCCACCUACGUCGGGUUUAGAUUCCUCAAGCUUACCAAACUCUCCAAUCCAUGGGGGACGUAACAGCCCCUCUUCCACCCCUUCUACGCCACGCAAGCAACAGCGAAGGCUACCCCAGAUACCCCCUUCAUCAAAAGCUGAUAAAGGCACUGCUGACAUCGAAGAGCGAGCUAGGCAGAUCAAGCUGAAGAUGACCCAAUACAAGCAAGCUGCCUCCGCCAACACCCUCUCCCCUCACGGAGGAAGUGGGGGUAUUGGUGGUAGCGGCGGCGGUGGUGGAAGCCUAGAGAGGGGGUCUCACAUGGGGUCACCGGGCCACGACAUGACCAACCCUUUCCAGCAUUCCUCACACCGACGUAAGCAGAGCCCAGACAACAUUAGCAUCAAGUCCUCAGACAGCAACUUGUCGAGUACCAGCGACGUUUCGGCCGUAACAGCUGCGAGUACGGCGAGUGCCUUCUCAACGCAAUCGGAGCGCCCCCGGCCCACCAGAAAGUUCAGUGCCUUCACAGCCAAGAUGCAGGAACACCAUCCCGCCCCCACGCGCAAGCCCCUUAACCGCAGCACCAGCAGCACAGACAUGUACAUGUACGAGAAGAACGAGGGCAGUAUCUCCGACUCUGCGGCCGAGCAGGGAAGCGUGGAGGGCAAGAAGAGACGUGGUUCCAUCGCCAAGGUUGCCUCUCUAGUCGGUCUCUCAAAGAAGAGUAACAGCACCUCAAAUUUGGCAGGUAAGAAACCUCGGGCAAGCAUACAACGAAGCGAGGAAGUGUUGCCAAUGGAAAUGAGAGAUCGAUUGCAGAAGCAGGCUAGUCGAGAGAGCAACGACGGCAGCAUCUGUAGCUUUGGCAGUGAUAGCUCUAGUAGCUUUAUGCUCCCAGCCAACUUCCGCUUCGGUGGGGAGAGCCAGUUCAACGACUUCCUGGACGGACUGGGGCCCUCUCAGUUGGUGGGACGCCAAGCACUAGGGUCUCCCUGGAUGGGGGACAUUCAACUUAGUCUGGAGGACAAGCGGGGUAACCUGGAGGUGGAAGUCAUCAGGGCAAGGAGUCUGGUUGCCAAGCCAGGGGUCAAAGUUCCCCCAGCUCCCUAUGUAAAGGUGUAUCUGAUGGACGGAAAGCACUGCGUGGCCAAGCUGAAGACAAAGAUUGCCCGUAAGACGCUGGAUCCGCUUUACCAGCAGACACUCAAGUUCAUAGAGGACGACCACAGCAACAAGGUACUGCAGAUCACCGUCUGGGGCGACUACGGCCGUCUGGAGCGCAAGAUAUUCAUGGGGGUCGCGCAAAUCCUGCUUUCUGAGCUCGAUCUCUCACACCCUGUCAUGGGGUGGUACAAACUGUUCAACACAUCGUCCGUAGCGGACAUUCACCAGCGGGGCUCCAUCUCAUCUCUUGAGGGGUCCAUGGUAUCCCUGGCCAGUACAAAAUGAGGAUCCCUGACCUGACAUAGCUUUUUAGUUGUCAUCUUAUCUUAUCUUAAUCUCUUUUGAGCUAGGAAGGGGUGACAGGAUGCUGCAUUUGUUGCGGAGGUUGCAGACAUUGAUCGAUUUGCUGCAGGUGCCUGAGGAUGGUUUCUAGAGAAGUCUGAGUUUGUCUGAAGAUAGUACACCACUGUGUGGAUCUUCAGGGCCAAGUUGUAGUGUAAAAGACCAUCUUGGAGUUUGUAACAACAUCUGUAACAAUGCCCUAACUCACCCUGUUUCAAAGCAAGGGUGUAAUUCUUUGGAUAUGGGCAUUGCUAAUUGUUGGGCAUUUAUCUUCCAUUUUUUCUCUCGCAACCAUGUGAGGUUGAGUAAAAGCCUCCUUAGGAUAACUAUCUUUAGUUGUUCUAUGGGACUCCUGGUUACUGUGAGGUUAUCAUAAAAUGCAAGAUAAGGUCUUGAUUGAGUUUGCUAGUCUGGAAUCAAAGAAAAAGAUGUGAAGAUCACUCUGAAGCCCGCAAAAUGUGGAGGUUCAAAGUUGAGGUUGUGGAUACCAAUGUAUGCCUAUUUUAUUUAGCACUGUUGCCACCCCUGGUGUCAUGCAGGCAUUCUGAAGCACAUUCCUAUAGCAAUGCUCUUUUAGUAAAUCCACUUACAGAGCCAGAAGACACAUUUUGCACUUUGAAAUGAAAAUUCUUUAAUGAAAAGCCUUUAAAAUCUGGAAACUGAAGUUUAAAAUCUGACUGAGCUACUGCCCCGAGUUGUGUAUCAAACAAAUAAGUUUAAAAAACGAUUUUACUUUCAGCCCAAAUAUGAGUAGAAGUGUCCAUGGUCAUAAUCAUGAAUGAGUUAUUACUUUUUCCAAUGCGAUCAGAAUACCUUUAUCUCAACUUUUACGUAAAAAUUAUGUCGCCCAAUGUAAAAUCAUGCUUGCGUUGUUAAAUAGAAAUGUAAUGCCCGAUGCACACAAGAUGUCAUUGCGAUAGCAUUGUAAAAGCAAUUAACCCAUACGCAAUCUGUGCACUGGUCACUUUCCAAUUGCUUUUUAUUUUGUAAGAUGUGGCACUCACAUAGGAUAUUGAAGACAACGACAGCCACAGUAUCAGAAAAAAGACACAUGUUGUGUAACAGGUCUUCAAGAUACUGUCCUAAACUUUGACAACAAUAACGUGAUUGCCAUUAUUACUUAGUGUGUGGGGGUAAUGUUUGCAUGACACUGAAUAGGCAAAUCAUUGAUAUGUAAGUUGCAGCCCUCUGGCUCUCCCUCCCACUAAAUCCAAUGAAGGGUCAUUCCACAAGGUGCUAAAUCCACAAUGAUCAUUUUGAAUGUAGAGGCGUUUCAACCCCAUUCUUUUCUAUGCACCUCAAACCAUUUGGAAUAUGCCUGCAUGCUUCGGCUUUACGGUUCAUCCUCCCUGCAGAUUGGCAACAAUUUUCUGUAGACGAGGGAGGCACCUCUGUCAUUUUUUCCUUUUAGCCCCGUCGCUGCUGAUAGUAGUAUCACCAUAUAUUUAAUUGAUCAUAUUUUGGGCUUGUGGUAUCGAAAGAAUUAUGUAUGUGAGAAGAAGACCAACUUACUUACCCAUUUUCAUGUUUGUAUGAAAUUAUACUGUAUUUUGAAUAAGCAACCCUUCUAUAUCUCGAAGACAAAUAUUGACAUGAUCAAAAUUCCAAGCCUUCUUUUCCUGAAUAAAAAGGGAAAGAAAACACUUGUGCCUACGAUGUGCUAAUAGGAGAAGAAAGGAAGCAGAUGAUACAGAAGACUAAUAGUAUGUUGGAAGUUUAUGUACGUCAAGGGGUGAAGAUGUUCUAAUCUCCAUUCUUUCAAAUGUUUAUUAAUUGCUAAGAGGAACUUCCAUACAAGUCUUAGAUGUUGACUUGCUUUUGCACAUGGUUGCAAAAUCAGUUUGUUUGUUGUUUUAUUAGCUGGUUUUGUUCCAGAGGAGUGAUUUGUUUAUUUCAGUAAUUUGGGCAAAAGUAAUAUUGUCAUAGAUUAAGUUGUAUCUUGUUAGUGGACAAAAGAGACAACUAUUUGUUUUCUCCAGAAAUAAACGGGAUUUUCUCAAAACUAACAGUUUCAAGUUGGAAUAGAAAGACACCAAUCAUAUUGUGUGAUAAAAGAACAGUAGCUUGUAACGUGGAUUGAUUGUUUUUUUUUAAUUAAUUUGUGCUAGACAUAUGUGCUAUAAUAUUACAUGUAUCAACAUCUUUAUAGGAUGUAAUAGUUGACAUUUUCGCUUGUAUUUUCUUGAUAAACACUAUUCAUAUAUUCCCUUCAAUAAUUGAUUGGAAAAAAUAGGAAAGAAGAAAAAAAAUAUUGAGAUAAUAUAUAUCUCGUUCACCUAAAUAGGGUAUUUUUCUAUUGUUGGUAUAUGCAAGUACUAUAAUCAUACACUACAUUUGUAGGAAUGUAAGUUCUGUUUUGAUUGGUCGGCUGGUAAGAUACUGAGUAUUUUCAACCAGUCACAGAAGCUGUUCAAUAGGAUGGGUGCUGGGAACCCUGGACAAACAGAACAUGGAGGCCUAGAGGUUAUAGAAAGAAAAAAAAA
Molecule: messenger RNA, 8392 nt
Organism: Strongylocentrotus purpuratus (purple sea urchin)
Lineage: Eukaryota; Metazoa; Echinodermata; Echinoidea; Camarodonta; Strongylocentrotidae
Product: regulating synaptic membrane exocytosis protein 2
Exons: 19
Coding region: 360-5852 (1830 amino acids)
Biological process (GO): regulation of membrane potential; positive regulation of synaptic transmission; regulation of synaptic plasticity
Cellular component (GO): presynaptic membrane; cytoskeleton of presynaptic active zone
Molecular function (GO): small GTPase binding; transmembrane transporter binding
Source: RefSeq, a predicted model, not a curated record